This is a messenger RNA of Alternaria postmessia, 1806 nucleotides long. RefSeq lists its product as uncharacterized. The coding region runs from base 1 to 1806 and encodes 601 amino acids. Gene Ontology annotation, biological process: conjugation with cellular fusion. The transcript is spliced from 4 exons. Gene Ontology annotation, cellular component: mating projection tip. The record is from RefSeq and is a predicted model, not a curated record. NCBI's taxonomy places the organism in Eukaryota, Fungi, Ascomycota, Dothideomycetes, Pleosporales, Pleosporaceae. Gene Ontology annotation, molecular function: phosphatidylinositol binding; protein binding.
AUGAAGUUCCGCAGGAGUAUGAAGAGUGAGAAGGACAACCGCCCGCACCACAUUUCAAUUCCACCCAAGGACGCUAUAGCCAUUGUCCCGCCAAAAAAGGUCAUAAAAGCGCUUUACGACUACAAGCCCGCCGACCCCAGCCCAAACUCUGGCUUCCUGGCCUUUUCACAGGGCGACUUUCUGCACGUCGUCGGCCGCGAAGACGACAGCGAGUGGUACGAGGCCUGCAAUCCGCUGCACGGCACGCGUGGACUGGUACCCGUUUCCUACUUUGAGGGCGUAGGCAAGACUGUGCGCGACAGUGGUGGCUCUGCGCCGCGCUCCUCCACACCGCAUCAGCAACAACAGCAGCCCCACGACUCGGGCUACCAAGAACGCAUCACGAGCCCCCAACCCUCGGCCCAGGACAUCAUGACACAGCAGAUGCGCAUGUCGCGCGGAGGAGGGCGUGGCGCCAUGGUCUACGGCAUCGUCAUCUACGACUUCAAGGCAGAGCGGCCCGACGAGCUCGAGGCCAAGGAGGGCGAGGCCAUUAUCGUCAUUGCACAGUCCAAUCCCGAGUGGUUCGUUGCAAAGCCGAUAACGCGACUCGGCGGUCCUGGCCUCAUACCCGUUUCCUUCAUCGAGAUCCGCGACAUGACGACGGGCCAGGCAGUCGCCGACACACAGGCAGCAGUCACGGCCGCGGGCGUGCCCAAGGUCGAAGAGUGGAAAAAGAUGGCAGCAGACUACAAGAAUGGCAGCAUACCGCUUGGAAAGCUUGAGACAAAUUCAGGACAGUCGCUGCAACAAGGCAUGGAGCGCAUGAGCAUCAGGAGCAACGGAGGGCACAACAAGGCCGGCUCGGUCUCUCACUCGCGCAACGGUUCCACGGCGCAACCACGAAACCAAUACCGCACAUCCGACAACUUGCUUGCACCCAUCAAGGCAUGCGUGCCACGCUACUGCUUUGCCGACGACAUCUUCUGGUUCAUUAUAGAGUGCCAGAUGGAGGAUGGCCGACACUGGGAGUUGCAGCGGCUGUACCAGGACUUUUACGACCUGCAGAUACAACUGAUAGCGACAUAUCCAGUCGAGGCAGGCACGAGUGGCUCAGGCGAGCGAACACUACCCUUCAUGCCUGGGCCCGUCACCUACGUAACGGACAACAUCUCCAACGGGCGCCGCGCCAACCUCGACGAAUACAUCAAGAACCUCCUCAAGCUAGGACCACACAUCACACAAGGUCACCUUGUCAAAGGUUUCUUCGCACCAAGACAGGGCGACUACGAGAUAGACCCGGAUAUUGUCGCUGCUGAAGAGUAUCGUCUGUCACAGCAAUCACACCAGUCAUCGAACCCUUCACAAGGAACGAGCAGACAAUCAUCUGCAGAUCAACUGCAAGCCACAACACCUGUCACACCUUACUCAACUGGCUCCAACUACCCCUCCCACCAGCGCGGCCAGUCAACCGCCUCGCAAGCAUACUCGUCAAACCUCAACCCACCGCCCAUGACCCACAACCACUCCUCUACCUCCACAGCCACCAGCACAGGCACAUCCUCUGCCCUCAAGAUUAAAGUAUGGUUCGAAGAAGAUAACUGCGUCGUCAUCCGUAUGCCUAUUUCGCUCAAGUUCAUCGACCUCUACAAUAAGCUUGUUGAGAGAAGGAAAAUGGAGCGGCCAGGCGAGGAAGAGGAGGAGUUGAUUGUUGAGUACAAAGAUGAACAGGACAAUUAUUUUUACCCCAUCGAGAAUGACGAGGAUCUCCAGAUCGCGGUUGAGAGGAAUCCCAAGCUGACGCUCAGUGUUACCACGAGGCGGUAA